Molecule: messenger RNA, 1345 nt
Organism: Helianthus annuus (common sunflower)
Lineage: Eukaryota; Viridiplantae; Streptophyta; Magnoliopsida; Asterales; Asteraceae
Exons: 3
Coding region: 25-1122 (365 amino acids)
Source: RefSeq, a predicted model, not a curated record
GUACCUCCUUUGUACUUGCUGAAAAUGUCUUUUCUAACUUCUCUUUGCAUUGUUCUUUACUUGGCUCAUAUAUCCUCUCACACUACUGCGAUUCCUACUCCUGAUGGCAUGCUUCCAAAUGGUAACUUUGAGCUAGGACCAAAACCAUCCAACCUCAAGAAAACGAUGAUCAUAGGUAAAUACUCCUUGCCCAAAUGGGAAAUCAAGGGCAUCGUAGAGUACAUCUCGGGGGGGCCCCAACCAGGCGGGUUCUACUUUGCGGUCCCUCGUGGGACGCAUGCAGCGAGGCUAGGUAACGAAGCUUCCAUAUCGCAAUAUGUACCUGUUGAGGCGGGUUCCACAUACUCUCUCACAUUUUCGGCCACACGAACAUGUGCGCAAGACGAGAAGCUCAUGGUGCACGCUGAUGGCGACUCGGGCGAGCUUCCGAUUCAGACGUUGUAUAGUACGGAUGGAGGGGACACUUAUGCGUAUGCUUUUAAAGCUAUUCGUAGCACAGUGAAGGUUACAUUUCAUAAUCCUGGGAUACAAGAGGAUCCCACUUGUGGUCCUCUUUUGGAUGCCAUUGCAAUAAAGAAGAUGCCACCAUUGAAAUACUCUGCAGGAAAUUUUGUGAAAAAUGGCAACUUUGAAAUCGGUCCAUACGUCUUCAAGAAUUUCUCAACCGGAGUCCUACUCCUCCCCAAAAUACACGACAUUAUAUCCCCAUUACCCGGAUGGAUCGUUGAAUCGCUCAAACCAGCUAAAUACGUUGACUCAAGGCACUUUAACGUACCUUCGGGGCUAUCCGCGAUUGAGUUGGUUGGAGGCCGAGAAACAGCCAUUGCGCAAAUCAUACGAACUAUUCCUAACAAGUUCUAUAGGCUAACAUUCGUUAUUGGUGAUGCGAAGAAUGGUUGCCACGGGUCCAUGAUGGUUGAGGCCUUUGCCGCUAGGGAAACGGUUAAAGUGAGACACGAGUCUCAAGGAAAGGGGGAGUUCAAAACCGGAGUUCUCAAAUUCAAAGCCAUUUCAAACCGGACACGACUAACGUUUUAUAGUGCCUUUUAUCACACAAAGCUACAUGAUUAUGGUCACUUUUGUGGUCCUGUGUUAGAUGAUGUUAAGGUUUGGUUUUACUAGGUUUACUCCUUGAUAAUAUAAGGAAUACUUCGAAGAUACAAGAAUAAUAUAUCUAUAUAACGUUUGAGUUUGGAGAUGAUGUAUCUCCUUUGUGAUGGAUUGUUUUUCGGUUGUUGUACUAUUUACUUUAUUAUGUGUUAGGAUCUGAGUUUCUUUAGAUUGUGUUUGUUUGAAUUAACUGGUGUAAAAUAAAAGAACAGAGAUGUAGUAAUUGCAGCGGAAA